Molecule: messenger RNA, 2739 nt
Organism: Colletotrichum karsti
Lineage: Eukaryota; Fungi; Ascomycota; Sordariomycetes; Glomerellales; Glomerellaceae
Product: C6 transcription factor
Exons: 3
Coding region: 1-2739 (912 amino acids)
Biological process (GO): regulation of DNA-templated transcription; DNA-templated transcription
Cellular component (GO): nucleus
Molecular function (GO): zinc ion binding; transcription cis-regulatory region binding; DNA-binding transcription factor activity, RNA polymerase II-specific
Source: RefSeq, a predicted model, not a curated record
AUGAAGGCCAGCCUCCUUUUCUUCUGCUCCCUGCUUGGGCUGGCCCUCGCGCAAAGUUGCCCUGACCCCGGCGUCAAUGGCUUCGCCAGUGCUGCGGGCGGCACGACUGGCGGUGGAAACGCCGCCGCCGUCACCGUCACCAACGCCAACGACCUGAAGACCGCGGCCAAAGCCUCCGGUGCCCGCGUCAUUAUCGUGAAGGGUAAGAUCGACACCCAGGGCGCCGUCGACGUGGCGAGCGACAAGACCAUCCGCGGCCAGGACUCCACCGCCACCAUCAUCGGAGGCUUCAACCUCAAGGGUGUCAGCAACAUCAUCAUCAAGAACCUCAACAUCCAGGCCGGCGGCUCCGUCGACACCAUCGCCAGCCGCAACUCCCACCACGUCUGGUACGACCACCUCAACAUCUGGGACGCCGGCGACGGCCUCCUCGACAUCACCCAAGAGUCCGACUACCAGACCGUCUCCUGGUGCAAGUUCUGGUACAGCAGCAAGACCGGAGACCACCGCCUCGCGAGUCUCGUCGGCUCCGGCGGCGGCGACCACCCCGAGGACGAGGGCAAGCUGCGCGUCACCUACCACCACAACUGGUGGGCCGAGAACGUGGACCAGCGCAUGCCGCGCGUCAUGUACGGCGAGGGCCACAUCUACAACAACUUCUUCAACUCGCCCGGCAACACCUACUGCGUCGGCUUCGGCUCCUACGGCUCCGUCCUGAUCCAGAACAACUACUUCAAGGACGUCAAGAACCCGCACCAGUUCAUGUACGACGUGUACGCGUACUCCGCCGCCUCGGGCAACGUCUACGACAAGACCAGCGGGGCCCAGCAGACGGGCAAGCUCGGCAGCAGGAACGUCGCCGGACAGGAGUGGGCUACCGCCGCUCCCGUCUCGCCGCCGUACUCCUACUCGCUGGACUCGGCGAGCGGCGUGCCCGACCUCGUCAAGAAGUGCGCCGGUCCCCGAUAUAAUGAAGCUGUUGUCCAAGACAUCGAGAGCCUUCACAAUACCCUCAAAGAAAUCGCCAAAAAGGUCGGCUUGCCAGAACCUGCAGCGCUUCAAAGCACAAACCUACGAGGCUCAACAGACUCGCCAUCGCUGCAUGGCCGUUCAGCGUCGACGACGAACGGAAACGGGUACCGUCUCGGUGUAUCCGGUCAGGAUAACAACCAUGGCCCCUCCUGCGACAACUCACCCAAGAUCUCCCCCGAGGACGAGAAUCUUCCACACGUACCGAUCCACUCACUCUAUGCGCUCACAAAGUUGAGAGCUCUGAGAUCACCAGAUGCACCUGAAGGUCAUUCUACCGCCCUCGACGACUUCAUCGCGCGCGGAGCACUACGUCUGGACGAUGCAGAACGAUUAUUUCGACUAUACCGCGACCGGCUGGAUCCUUUCAUGUACGGCGUGGGGUGCAAAUACCAGCAGCUGGAGGAGCUGCGUCGAAGAAGUUCCAUACUCACCGCCGCCACCCUCACUGUCGCCGCUCUCCACGACCCGCAAGCCAAUGGCAUCUACGGCGUCUGCAGCUCCGAGUUCCGCCGUCUCACCGAGAGAUCGAUGUUCGACCGACGGGUAGACCGCGAUUAUCUGCGCGCUAUGUGCGUUGCAUCGUACUGGCUCAGCGAUGUGUCGUGGAUGUUGUCAGGGUACGCCAUUCGUCGCGCAGCAGAAUGCAAUUUGCACAACAGCUACACUCGCGCCAUCGAAGACAAGAGCGAAGAAGCUGCCGACGGAGCCAGGCUCUGGUAUAUACUCAACAUCUGCGACCAGCACCUCGCGACAUUGUACGGAAGACCUGCGAUCGUCCAGGAAGACUCGUCCAUGCAGAAAUGGGAGGCCUUUCUUGCGUCGCCUGUCGCAAAUGAGCAAGACAAGCGCUUGUCUAGUCAGGUUGCCCUCUUGGGUAUCAUAGGGAGCAUCCGUGAACUAUUCGGACCGGACAAGGGACAGCCAACACCAAGAGCAUACGUUCAUCAGAUCACACAGUUCAAUAAGGAACUUGACCAUUGGUUAAAUCACUGGUUGGGAACGAUACCAGAAGAAUCCGAGCACAUAGGUCGCUUCCCACGGAAAGGGGCCAAGCUGCACUUCCACUUCGCAAAACUUCAUCUCUACUCACAUAUCUUCCGCGGUUUGUCUGGAGACAACCCGAUACCGUACCACUUUCUUGACUGCGCUGCAACCGCCAUCUCUGUCGCCACUUCGACUAUCAACUUUAUCUUGACUGAUCCGGACAUCGCGGCUGGGGUGGUUGGAAUGCCGUCUUACCUGCACUGCAUGACGGCUUUCGCAUGCAUGUUUCUGAUCAAGGUGGCAGUUAAGUACGGGGGAGACCUGAUCGAGCCAGACCGUGUCUGGGAUAUGACAACGAGUCUCGUGCGGCACUUUCGAUCGCUUCCCGCAGGGCGAUGGCACUUGGCUAACCUCAUGGCGCCGGGUCUCGAGCGUAUGGCUGCAACCCUCAAACGCAGUCAAACGGGAGAGCUCAACCACUUGACCGAGACAUUGCCUGUAGGCAAUGGGAUCAAUGGCGCCAUCGAUCCACAACUAGGUGCUCCCAGUACUGACGGAACGUUCAUUGGUUCCGAGGGUGAAUUCUUUUUCGAUUACGAUAUGAGUUUUGGACUGUCGCCGGUGUUCAACUUCGACUUGUCGUCCCUGAAUACUGAGAACCCAUCGAUGGCGCCUCAAGAGUUCUCCAAUGUCAACUAUCAAAUGGCGCAACCCAACACUUGA